Messenger RNA from Spodoptera litura, 893 nucleotides. Its product is annotated as trypsin 5G1. Gene Ontology annotation, biological process: proteolysis. NCBI's taxonomy places the organism in Eukaryota, Metazoa, Arthropoda, Insecta, Lepidoptera, Noctuidae. Gene Ontology annotation, molecular function: serine-type endopeptidase activity. The record is from RefSeq and is a predicted model, not a curated record.
UUUGGAUUUACCGCCAUGUUGCCUGGACGGGUCUUGUUGCUGUUUGUGUUAAUAAGUUGUGCAUAUGGACAUAACAUUAGAAAACAUGAAGAGAAGCAGCCCAACGUUGGCAUCAUAGGUGGUCACAAGAUCUCCAUCGAGUCGGUGCCGUACAUAGCGUCACUGCGGCUCAACGGCACCUUCCACUGGUGUGGAGGCUCCAUCAUUCAUGAACGGUUCAUACUGACUGCUGCUCAUUGUAUUGUGCCGAACCGAGAGUUCAAAGUCCUGGUGGGCACUGACAAAGUUGACGAAGGAGGAAAGUUGUAUGAUGUGGAAAAAAUUAUAAUACACGAACAGUAUUCCAAUGUUACUGAGGACUAUGACAUUUGCAUACUGAAAUUGAACGAAAGCUUGACUUUUGGACCGAAAGUAGCUAAAGUUGCCUUGACUGGGAACAUCGUGAAGCUGAAGAAAGGAUUGCAGCUGAAUGCUACUGGUUGGGGAUAUACGCAGCCUGAAGGCAAGAUAUCGGAGGAUCUCCAGCAGACUUCAGUACCUGUAGUGCCGUGGCUGAGUUGUCAGUUGUCAUACGGAAUUCAGAGACGUAUCACUAGGAGGAUGAUGUGUGCUGGUGGAAAAGGCAGGGAUUCUUGCUCGGGCGACAGCGGUGGACCCCUUACCUGGAAUGACGUGCAAGUUGGAAUCACCUCCUUUGGAGCUGGCUGCGGAGUCGUUCCUGGAGUCUAUACCAAAAUCUCCGUGAUGCAGCAGUGGAUUAAGGAUACGGUUGAAAAUAACCAUAAAGAGAAGAAAAUUAAGAAAGACAAGAAGAAUAAGAAACGUCUUUUGAAAAUUGCUCAUUAGUCAUUUUCGAACUAACUGAGAGUCAAUAAAGUCUACUUUCCAAUAUA